UCAUACCAGGAUAUCCAGGAAAGGAAGCGACUGCUGGAGGACUUCGUACCAAAGACGCGUAAGAAGUACACGGAUAUUGCGAAAAGUCAAAAAGUGGUCGACGGUGACGCCAUAAAACCCGGUCGAUAUCGAGAACUAGAGGGCGCCUUGGACGAAUUCCUAUGCGACAAGAAUCUCAGACCGGCGUGAAGCUGCGGCCUUUCAGCGAACAUCAUCACGGGGGCGGCGGCGGCGGCCACGACGACGGGGUAAUGAUCGAACAAGACAUGGCCGGGGCCCAGGACACCAUCUACCUGUGCAACUUCCGGGUAUCCGUAGACGGGGAAUGGCUUUGCCUGAAGGAGCUCCAGGACGUCGAAUUUUCGAUGCAGGACUCCAUGCAGCGUUCACCGUCACCUCCGUUGCCGCUUAGCGGUACAAACCACCAUCACGAUCGACACCGUCACCAACGACACGAAACUCCUUCGCUUUGCGACGCACUCAUGUCCAGCUCGCCACCAUUGCCACUCUUCUCCAGCUUCUUGUCACGAGAUCCAGUGAUUAUUGAACGAAGCAACCUAGUCAAUAUUUCGAAGCUGAUCGUGAAGGAAUUGAUUGAGACAUCUCUGAAAUAUGGACGUAUGCUGGACUCGGAUCAUAUGCCUCUGCAGCAUUUUUUCAUCGUUCUCGAACACGUCCUCAGACACGGAUUACGGCCUAAGAAGGGACUCCUUGGCCCGAAAAAAGAACUCUGGGACAUUCUUCAACUUGUGGAAAAAUACUGUCCCGAAGCACAAGACAUCACCUCAAGUAUCCGCGACCUACCGACCGUUAGGACGGCGAUGGGCCGAGCACGAGCUUGGCUGAGGAUGGCGCUGAUGCAAAAGAAACUUGCGGAUUACCUAAAAGUGCUAAUCGAUCACAAGGACGACAUUCUAUCUGAAUACUUUGAACCGGACGCACUAAUGAUGAGCGACGAAGCCAUUGUUGUAAUGGGUUUGCUGGUUGGCCUCAAUGUUAUAGACUGCAACUUCUGUGUCAAGGAAGAAGACCUGGACUGCCAGCAGGGUGUAAUCGACUUCUCCCUGUACCUGAGAAGCAGCAAUCACAUUCCAGGCGAAUCACCGGACGACGAACUGGAGAACGACAACAUGACCACUGUUCUCGACCAAAAGAACUACAUCGAGGAGCUUAACAGGCAUCUAAAUGCGACUGUAACGAAUCUACAAACAAAGGUCGAAUCUCUUACCACGACGAAUGCUCUCAUGAAGGAAGAUCUGGCAAUCGCGAAGAACAAUAUUCUCUCACUCCAUGACGAGAAUAGGCAACUGAAAAAAGAACUUGGUAUCGAAGUCAAGGAUCCAAACGAGAACGGAAAAGCACCCGUCAAAAUCACUGAGACUACGUCGGAGAUAGAGGAGUUGAGAAGUAGGCUAGAAGUGGAAAAAAAGCAAAGGCUUGAGGCUGAAAGGGAGUUGGAAUUACAGGUUAGCAUGAAGUCGGAAAUGGAGGUUGCCAUGAAAUUGUUGGAAAAAGAUAUUCACGAGAAACAGGACACUAUAAUAUCUCUGAGAAGGCAGCUGGAUGACAUCAAAUCGAUCAAUUUGGAGAUGUACAAAAAGCUGCAGGAGUGUGAGGGCUCGCUUAAGCAUAAGACAGAACUGAUCAGUAAGCUGGAAGCAAAGACACAUUCCAUGACUGAGACCAUUCAGAAAAUGGAUGAGAAAUGCAAGGUGUUGGAAGGCAUCCGUUCCGGUGCCGAGGAACGAGCUCGAGUCGUCGGGGCGGAAGCUGCUCAGCGCGAGGCUUGGGCCAGCGGUGUCGAGGGGGAGCUCAGGAUAGAACGAGAGUGGAGAACCGCCCUUCAGGAGACCUCUGUCAAGGACCGGGAAAAGAUAUCACAGCUUCACCAGGAGGUUGAUCAGUUGAAGCAGGUUUCCGAGAAAUUCUUGGCGUUGCAAGAGGAACACUACGCCCUCAAGGAGAUUUGUACGGAACAGGAACGAACGCUCGAAGAACUCGGAGGACAGCUGAGCUCUGCCAAAUUGGCAGCUGUAGAAUUGAGGGAGGCUGCCGAUAGCGUCCAACAAUCGCAACAAAACGGUGCUGCUUCCUGGGCGAACGAUCGUCUUGUCACACAGUGCAAAAGAUGCAAUCGAGAUUUUAACAUCGCGCGAAGAAAGCAUCACUGCCGCAACUGCGGUGCGAUCUUCUGCAACUCCUGCAGUGACAAUACAAUCGCACUGCCAAACUCAACGAAGCCUGUUCGCGUGUGUGACGAAUGCCACGUUUUCUUGGUUGGCCGAUAUUCCGUGAUGCCAUAGCGCUCAGCUUCCGUUGCAACCAACCAUCGCCGUUAUUUUCGUUAGAUUUUAAAGCAUUGCAUUAUGAUUCGAGCGCAGCUUUUGGUAAACGGUGCAGGAUUAUUGCGCCUAAACGAGUGUUACAUGUUGGAAAUUCGACACCUGGGGAAUCCUGAUAAACCAGAAAUAUCGAAGAAAUGUUAUCCCAUCUCGAUCCGCACGAGAGAUGUUUGAAAUUUUGAAGAAACUUCCGUUUCUCAAGUUCACCAUUUCCAAUCAACUCUCUUGCUCAUGUUAACGGAUUUAUCGGACAUGCAGACCUUUCGAGUCGAGGAAUUGAGACACAUAUUUUUUCCACAGGGUCCUAUACUAUGCAUGACAGAAUAUCCUGCCUUCACAAUUUUAUGUGAUCUGCUUGGUAAGUUGAAGCGCCGUGAUUGUAGUUUCGCAGAUUUUGACAUUAUUAAUAUAAUAGAAUUGUGCAUAUAAUUAUUGAUAUAAUUGUAGCUUAAAAGUUAUUUGCUAUGACAAAAAAAAAAA
Molecule: messenger RNA, 2822 nt
Organism: Diprion similis
Lineage: Eukaryota; Metazoa; Arthropoda; Insecta; Hymenoptera; Diprionidae
Product: RUN and FYVE domain-containing protein 2-like
Exons: 12
Coding region: 162-2303 (713 amino acids)
Cellular component (GO): cytoplasm
Molecular function (GO): metal ion binding
Source: RefSeq, a predicted model, not a curated record